UGUAUCACAUUUUUCGAGUGCAUGAUUGACCUACUUUUUUUGUGUCACGCAAGUUGGACCAGUAACAUGCCUUCCUCAAAUCAAGAACUCCUCUAAAAUAAACAAUCUUGUCAGAAAAGUCCAGAAGUGAAGCCAUUAAAACCAAUCUCAAGAUCAAUGGAAGAAGAAGCUGUUAACUUGAGAGAUGAUGGAGAAGAUGAAGAUGAACAUCAACAUGACCCAGAGCAGAACUCUUUGCAUCAACCAUUGCUCAGAAGAAGUCCAACACUCACCUCCAAUCCCAUGGCUAUGAUUGGAGCUAAGGUUUCACACAUUGAGAGCUUGGAUUAUGAGAUGUAUGAGGAUGAUUUGUUCAAGCAUGAUUGGAGGAGUAGAUCAAGUGUUCAAGUUCUUCAGUAUGUUGUGCUUAAGUGGACACUUGCUUUCCUUGUGGGGCUCUUGACUGGUGUUGUGGCUUCUUUGAUCAAUCUUGCCAUUGAGAACAUUGCUGGAUGGAAGAUGCUUGUGGUGGGAGAGCUUGUUUUGAAAGAAAGGUACUUCACUGGGUUUGCUUACUUUACAGGAGCCAAUCUUGCUCUCACUCUGGUGGCAGCUGCUCUCUGUGUGCAGUUUGCUCCUACUGCCGCCGGCCCUGGCAUUCCUGAAAUCAAAGCUUAUCUCAAUGGUGUUGACACUCCAAACAUGUUUGGUGUUCCCACUUUGAUUGUCAAGAUAUUUGGGAGCAUAGCAGCAGUGUCCGCAGGGCUUGAUCUUGGAAAGGAAGGGCCAUUGGUGCACAUUGCAUCCUGUAUUGCAUACUUGCUAGGCCAAGGGGGGUCAGACAAGCACAAGCUCAACUGGCGAUGGCUUCGAUAUGUCAAGAACGACCGUGACCGGAGAGACCUUAUCACUUGUGGAGCAUCUUCUGGUGUCUGUGCCGCCUUCCGAUCGCCUGUGGGUGGGGUUCUCUUCGCACUGGAAGAAGUAGCAAGUUGGUGGAGAAGUGCUCUGUUAUGGAGGACUUUCUUUAGCACUGCUGUUGUGGUUGUAGUGCUGAGAGCAUUCAUGGAGUACUGUGAUUCUGGUAGGUGUGGUUUGUUUGGAAGAGGAGGUCUUAUCCUGUUCGAUGUCAGUGGUGUUAUUGUCAGCUAUCAUUUCAUGGAUCUUCUUCCUGUGGUUGUCAUUGGCGUCAUUGGCGGUGUUCUUGGAGGUUUAUACAAUCAUCUACUUCACAAGGUUCUUCGAGUUUACAGCAUCAUCAAUGAGAAAGGGAGAAUGGCAAAGCUGUUGCUUAGUUUGUCAGUGUCCCUCUUUACUUCAGUGUGUCUCUACACAUUGCCAUUCCUCGCCUCUUGCUCGCCCUGUGAUCCCUCAAUCGAUGCCGCUUGCCCGACCACAGGGCGAUCCGGAAAUUUCAAACAAUUCAACUGCCCUGAUGGAUACUACAAUGAUCUUGCAAGCCUUCUACAUGCCACCAAUGAUGAUGCAGUGCGCAAUAUAUUCUCCACAUCCACUCCGACUGAGUUCCGCCCGCUUUCACUGCUAAUAUUCUUCUUACUGUACUGCAUUUUAGGUCUCUUCACUUUCGGCAUUGCUGUUCCCUCAGGCCUGUUCCUGCCCAUCAUCCUCAUGGGCUCUGCCUAUGGCCGCCUUCUCGCCCUUGCCAUAGGCUCAUUCACCAGCAUUGAUCAAGGGUUGUAUGCAGUACUUGGAGCUGCAGCUCUUAUGGCUGGCUCAAUGAGGAUGACUGUGUCACUCUGUGUCAUCUUUCUUGAGCUAACAAACAAUCUCAGCCUCCUACCAAUCACUAUGCUUGUGUUGCUUAUUUCAAAGACAGUCGGCGAUGGUUUCAAUCCAAGCAUUUAUGAGAUCAUACUAGAGCUCAAGGGACUCCCAUUCUUGGAUGCGAAACCAGAGCCAUGGAUGAGGAAUUUAACUGUUGGUGACCUUGCAGCAGCCAAGCCUAAUCUUGUUUGCCUCCAAGGCAUUGAGAAAGUGUCCAAAGUUGUCGAAGUUCUGAAGUCUACCCUCCAUAAUGGCUUCCCUGUUGUUGAUCAAGAGUUUCCAUCAACUGCAGGAGUGCCUGCAGCUACAACAGAACUCAACGGUGUCAUCCUCCGGGCGCAUCUCAUUGCCGUGCUGCGAAAAAAAUGGUUCUUGACAGAGAAGAGGAGAACACAAGAUUGGGAAAUCAGGGAGAGAUUCACAUCCGUAGAUCUUGCAGAGAAAGCAAGCAAUGUUGAUGAAAUUGUGCUUACUGAGGAAGAGAAAGAAAUGUACAUUGAUUUGCUUCCUUUCACCAACAAUACACCAUAUACCGUCGUUGAGACCAUGUCCGUGGCAAAGGCUCUCGUCCUUUUCCGGGAGCUUGCUCUUCGGCAUCUAUUGAUUGUUCCAAAGUACCAAGGAGCUGGGAUAUCGCCGGUUGUCGGCAUACUUACCAGGCAAGAUCUAAGAGCUCAUAACAUCAUGAAUGCAUUCCCUAAUAUAGCCAAAAAAAGAGGAGAGAAGGGAAUAAACCAUGGAUCCUAAUCACAAAGCAGCUUGAGGAUACAAUUUGCAGAGCAUGAUUUGUUCAGAAUUUUUUUUUCCCAUAUAUCAGUAUUACAGUUUUUCAUAUUCUUUGUCAUUCCUCUGAGACAGUUUUACAAUCAAUUGUGUUGCAAUAAAGAUUGUAAGAUAAAAGAGUUUUUGCCUUUGUUUUCAUGAAAAUAUUAUUUUUUUUCCCA
This is a messenger RNA of Dioscorea cayenensis subsp. rotundata (Guinea yam), 2708 nucleotides long. Its product is annotated as chloride channel protein CLC-b-like. The record is from RefSeq and is a predicted model, not a curated record. Gene Ontology annotation, biological process: chloride transport; transmembrane transport. Gene Ontology annotation, cellular component: plant-type vacuole membrane; intracellular membrane-bounded organelle. Lineage: Eukaryota; Viridiplantae; Streptophyta; Magnoliopsida; Dioscoreales; Dioscoreaceae. Gene Ontology annotation, molecular function: nitrate:proton symporter activity; voltage-gated chloride channel activity.